Williopsis jadinii is the source of this 1756-nucleotide messenger RNA. It is a transcript of the gene DBF4, whose product is annotated as protein serine/threonine kinase activating protein DBF4. Gene Ontology annotation, cellular component: Dbf4-dependent protein kinase complex; nucleus. The record is from RefSeq and is a predicted model, not a curated record. Bases 234 to 1652 code for a protein of 472 amino acids. The transcript has a single exon. Lineage: Eukaryota; Fungi; Ascomycota; Saccharomycetes; Phaffomycetales; Wickerhamomycetaceae. Gene Ontology annotation, biological process: positive regulation of nuclear cell cycle DNA replication; regulation of cell cycle phase transition. Gene Ontology annotation, molecular function: protein serine/threonine kinase activator activity; zinc ion binding; nucleic acid binding.
AAGGAAACCAAAACAAACGAACAAAGCACUGGCGGUUCGUCCAAUUCACCACGGCGGUUGAUCGAUUGUUGCCUGAUUGUGUUGUCUUCAUCACCAUCUCCAUCUGCCAUCUGUUUUUCCUUUCAUAUUCGUCUUCUCAGGCCGCCGCUCUUGACGAUCAUUGCACACAGACCAGCAGGUAAACAAAGCGUCAUUUACACACACACACGGUGCCAUACCACAUCUCACCCACGAUGGACCAACGACAAGCGCUAAGGGACAUCAGUACGAACUCACCCCGUGUGAAGCGCCAGAAGACUAGCGCAGUGCGGGCAGCUCAUGGGGACGCUGUUGUUGGCUAUACGCUACCGGAAUGGCAGAGGAAGUGGCGUGCCAUAAUGACAACAUGCGUUGUGUACUUUGACAUCAACGACAAGGAGUCUAAGCGUAAUGACAGGGAAAGAGCGAUGAAGCUCUUUCAGGGAGUUGGGUCGCGUAUCCAGCAGUUCUUCGAUAACUCUGUGACCACGGUUAUCUCCAGGCGUCCAAAGAGUGAGCUUCCGAGAAAUAUGGUCUCACAACCUGGGUUGAAGAUCUGGGACUAUGACAAGACCUUCCGUUUCUUUCGGAACUUGGGUGAGCCUAUCCCAGAUGUUCCCAAGGACCAUCAACUACUGACCAUGUUGAACGAUGAGAAAUUGCACGGUAUGUCAGCAGAUCGGGACCCGAAUGCCAAACGUGAUGAUUUCAUCUAUUUCAAGGGCCCAUUUUUUUAUGUCUUUGACAUCCGUGGUAUAGUGAGACCCGUUGCAGUUAGAGAGUGGAAGUCAAAAGAUAUUAAGCAUGACCAGAAGAAACCAUGGCCGCACUUCCACGAAUCUUCAUAUGGCCAUUCCUUAUUCCAAGCUGAUCCUUCUGAUAUGAUGGAGCCUCGUAAGGUUCUGAAGAGGAAGAUGAGGGAUGAACAAAACGCAGAGUACAGAGAAAGGCUAAAGCUGGUCUAUGCAAAGACCAACAAGCGUAAGUACAACCAUGAAGGCGUUGAACUGACGGAGUCAGAAGAUGAUACCACGCUAAGCAUCGAUACCACACAAGAUGAGAGUGCCGUAAUGAAAACCAACUCCACUCCAAAGAUGCCACCACCUUCAAAUCAACAGCAUUCACAAACACAACCUCAGUCUCAAUGUCAAACGCAACAGCUGGAAUUCCAGCGUCCUAGUGCAUUGAUGAGACAACAUUCCCUAAUCCAGAACAAGUACGUUGAACCUGUACAACGUGAUGGGUUUGAGAUUCAAGCGUCUGGUUAUGCCGGUUCGGUAUCACAGCAGAGUGCCAGUGCCAGUGCCAGCGCCAGCGCGGAGUCUCAAUCCAACAGAAAUGGAUUGGCACCAAGUGGGUCUACUGUUUCUUCCAAACAGUUGAGUACUCUACAGAAGAAGAUUGUGGAGAAGAAGAAACAAUCUUCACAACUACAGCAUCAACAACAGCAGCAGAGCUGUACCCAAAAACCGAAGGUGUCCGGUUAUUGUGAAAACUGUAAGAAUCAUUUUGAUGAUUUCGACGAGCAUGUCAUUAGCCAAAAGCAUAGAGAAUUCGCCAGAGAUGCUGAAAACUUUGAAGAUAUUGAUAACUUGAUCAUGGCGUUGAGAGAACGGGUGUUGAACAAAGAGUGAUGUAUUCUCUUCCUUCACUCAAUUGGGUCUCGUCACGGCAUAAAUAUAUAUCUACAACCUGCAUAACCUUGUCCUGCCAAAUCCACGUCCAUUUGCAUAUCUGU